CAAACGAGUAAUUUCACGGUGAACAUUUGCCUUUGGUCAUCAUCUCAUGAAUCAUGGAACCAAUUGGUGUUCAAUGAUCGGCAAGUAAGAAUAAGUAAAUUAGGUACCCAUCGCUGAACGACAUCACUUAGUUCGCCUGGAACAGAAAACGGGAUAGUACCUACUAAAAAAACGAGAGCUGAAAGAGUGAAAACUAAGAGAAAAACUGAAAUGCUAAUGCUCGUUCGUAGCCUGUUAGGAACGAUGUCGAGUUUCGUUGUUCUAGUUCUAAUCGCGGUAAGUUUGGCCACGCACAUUGCGAGCAGUCAACUAAUCAGACCAAACCACGUCUACCAAAGCCUGAUAUCUGGUGUGCACGACUACUUCAACAGCACGUGCAUCAUACUGCUGCACGCGACGAUUGAUCCGAUGGCAACGAAAGGAACAAUAAAUACCGUGCGUUUGCGAAAUCUUCAGUUGUACCUUUCCCGAGAACGACAGACGCGAACUGCGAUCAUGGACCUCGGCACCUUCACUACAAAAGUCGGUCGAUCAUAUUUUAACAUCAAACGGCCACUGUUCGUCAUUCUCAAUGAUCAAGGGAACGUACAACAGCUUCUGACAAAUCAGGUAUCUACGUGGAUAACUAUGGCCUACCCAACGUGGAUGAUAUUCUUGAGCGAAGGUUCCAGAGCGAGCGAUUUCUUUUCUCGCAUGGACAUACCGUUUGACUGCGAAUUCCUGGUCUCGGAAAGUAACGGGACGAUGGAAGUAAUUACGGAGGUGUAUCGUGUCUCUCCAGGGGAUGUGUUACGUGAUUUGCCCUUUGGAACAUGGAGCCCUACUGAUGGGGUCAGGACAACGAGGCUGACCUUUUAUCAACGGCGAAGCAAUCUUUUCGGGAAGAAACUACGUGUCACCUCGAUAGAGAAUCCACCGAUGUCAACGAUCCUAACCGAUGAACAUGGUGAAAUGAUUGGUGUUGGCGGGUUGUUCGGUCGGAUCCUGGAAAUACUUCAAGAAAAAAUGAAUUGCACGUUCGAAUACAUCGCGUGUGACUCGUGGGGUUCGAUAUCCCCGAAUGGAACCUGGAACGGAAUGAUUGCUUUGUUGAAUGAAAGAAAGGCCGAUCUGGCUGCCAGUGAACUAGUGAUAACCACGUCACGAACACAGAUCGUUGAUUUCACCAUACCAAUUGUAUCCUCCAGAUUCCGUACCUACAUCCAAAGACCAUCGUUUGCAUUUGUCAAGUGGCGAGGCUACACGGCACCCUUUUCAACGAACAUCUGGAUGACCGCUGGAUCGCUGAUAAUACUUUCCAGUAUCAUCAUCGUUUGGAUGGAAUAUGCCGAAUCAUGUUUGAAUCAUCACAAAAAUUUAAAUAAUUCAAGAUUUACGGAGACCAUUUUGUCAGUUUUUGGAGCUUUUUGCGGCCAAGGCAUAAUGCCCUCCUCGAUGACAACUGCGAGGACCAUUCACCUGGCGAUUCACCUGACAGCAGUCAUUCUAUUAGCCGCCUACUCCGGAGCUCUGGUCAGUUUCUUAGCCGUCCAAAUGUUCACGAUGCCGUUCACGACGAUGGAAGGUCUGUUGGAAGACGGUACCUACAGAUUCGGAGUUGUCUCAAAAUCGGCGGAGUACAAUUUGUUCAGCAAUACAUCCGACUUAGUGCUUCGAGCGCUGUUUGAAGAGAGAAUGGAGUCGGACGGACAGUUACCACGAAACUACCUCGAGGGGUUACAACGUGUUUGCGAACAAAAUAAGUACGGUUUCAUGAUUACGGACACCAUGGUCGAGGCACUUGAGAACCGAGUUGACUGCAUAAUCGAAGCACUCGAAACUAUGCUGCAAACUUCUUUAGCCAUGGCCGUGGCAAAGAAUAGCCCUUACCGAGGGAUCGUCAACGCUAACAUUCUAAUGAUGAGGGACAGCGGUAUUCUGAAUCGCAUAUUCAAGGCCGAGUGGCCGAUUAAAUUCACCAAGGUAUACCAAAAUACGAUUAGGGCUAAGCAGCAAUGGAGUUCUGUUGAAUUUGGGGAUAUCGUUCCGCUGAUUCUCGUCCUUGUCUGCGGUAUUAUUCUUGGGAGUAUUUUUUUUUGCGCCGAGAAAUUUAUCGCCUGGCAAUCUGCAUACCUCAAAUACGGUAACGAAAUACACCGCACCGAAAUUAGGAGUCUUAAUUGAUUAAAUCAUAUAU
Messenger RNA from Diprion similis, 2176 nucleotides. Its product is annotated as probable glutamate receptor. The transcript is spliced from 11 exons. The record is from RefSeq and is a predicted model, not a curated record. Gene Ontology annotation, molecular function: glutamate-gated receptor activity. Bases 211 to 2163 code for a protein of 650 amino acids. NCBI's taxonomy places the organism in Eukaryota, Metazoa, Arthropoda, Insecta, Hymenoptera, Diprionidae. Gene Ontology annotation, cellular component: membrane.